Molecule: messenger RNA, 2051 nt
Organism: Entelurus aequoreus (snake pipefish)
Lineage: Eukaryota; Metazoa; Chordata; Actinopteri; Syngnathiformes; Syngnathidae
Gene: gcnt7
Product: glucosaminyl (N-acetyl) transferase family member 7
Exons: 5
Coding region: 453-1790 (445 amino acids)
Cellular component (GO): membrane
Molecular function (GO): acetylglucosaminyltransferase activity
Source: RefSeq, a predicted model, not a curated record
GACAGUCAGGUCAGGUCAAGUCGAACGGACCCCGCUGUUGGAGCUCUAAAGCAGACUACGGACUCGAUAUCUGUGCCUUUAGCUGAAGCUAAACCCCAUCAAUAGAAGAUGAUGGAAAGUGAUGCAACGCGUGAGCAGGGGAACUGUGGGAGGGAGGAGGACCUCAGGGAAAGAGUGUAUGUGUAAGGUGUAAGCCGUGUGUGUGUAUUAAGCACUAGCAACCAGGCACCAGGAGCUCAUGUACACAACGCUGGCAACCAAAUCAAAGCGGGACAUACACAGUUAUAGUACAACUGCGACGUCUGUUGCUGCUACUCUCGUCUUAGUCGUUGCACUUUGAUGGAUUGCUAUUGACAUUUGUGAUGCUGCUGACUUUCAGACGGACAACAGGCUGCGCUGGCCUAAGAGGCGGGUGUCUUCUUUGCAAUUUGACUGGUGGUGGUGCUUUGUGAAUGACAAGAAGACGCAGAACUACUAUCAUGUGCCAGCUCGACGGGGCCAAAUGCAGCUUCCUAUUGUAUCUCGCGAUGAGCGUCAUGGUCUUCUUGGUCAUUUACUUGGGAGGGAGGUUGCCCAAGAAGCCCCCGCCCCUAGAAAUGCUACCUUGCCGACCAUUCAGUGCCCAAUGUGGAGUGUUUCUUAAUUCCAGUGACGGACGGCGAGAAUGGCAUCGACGUGACUGUCAGAUAGAAAGCUAUAUCACAAACAAUAAUCUUCAGUGCUCCCAUUUGAUGAGAGACCUUCACUUCAUCACAAGACCUCUGAGCCGCAAGGAGAGGGACUACCCUUUAGCGUUCAUCUUGACUGUUCACAAGGAGCUGCAGCUUUUUCUGCGAGUACUUCGUGCAAUUUACACGCCCCAAAACAUCUACUGCGUUCACGUGGAUGCAAAGACUCCACAGGAAUACAAAGAAGCCAUACAAAAGCUGGUUAGCUGCUUUGACAACAUCUUCCUCUCCAGCCGCAGCGAGAACGUGACCUAUGCCGGCUUUUCCCGUCUGAAGGCAGAUUUACACUGCAUGGCUGACUUGGCCAAAUCCAAAGUCGGCUGGAAGAAGGUGGUGAACAUGUGCGGGCAGGACUUCCCGAUCAUGAGCAACCUGGAACUGGUGCGGUACAUGCAGAGCAAAGAGUGGCGGGACAUCAACAUGACGCCGGGGGUCAAGCAGCCGAUCCCGUUCAGGCACCGGACUGAGCGCCAACACAAGGAGAUUGUUGGUUCCCAUGUAGCUCUUAUAGGGCGGAAGAAAGAUCCUCCGCCACACAAAAUGCAAAUAUAUUUUGGGACGGCCUACUAUGCACUCACAAGAGGCUUUGUUGACUUUGUUCUGAAGAGCCCCAAAGCCCGCGACCUUUUGGAGUGGUCCAGAGACACUUACAGUCCAGACGAGCACUACUGGGUGACGCUUAACCAUAUGGCAGAAGCUCCAGGCAGCAACCCAGAUGGAGGCUGGGAAGGAGCCGUCCGGGCUAUCAAGUGGCAAGAUCAAGAAGGAAAGGUGCAUGAUGGCUGCAACGGCCGUUAUGUGCGAAACAUCUGCAUCUAUGGAGUAGAGGACCUGCCGUGGAUCAUCAACAGUAAGAGCAUGUUUGCCAACAAGUUUGACAGCCACGUCUUCCCAGAGGCUCUGGACUGUCUGGAGCAGUGGCACAGGAACAAGGUGCUGAACCAGGCCACUGUUCCCAUACAGGCGUCAUGGCUGCUGGCCACAAAGAGCACUGAAGCAGCAGCAGCAGCAGCAGUCUCAGCAAGUGUGCCGCUGAAUGAACUCAACGCUGGUAAACAUUAAUGAACUUUCACAAUAGUGUCCAGGUAGUUUGCUCUUUUUCAAAGGAGCUAACAUUCACAGUUGUCCAGGAAACGUAAAGAUGCACUGAAUACCUUGAACCAUGAUGAGAUGAUCAAUGACUACUAUUAACUGUAAUAUAUGUUCUUCAUUCUUUGUAUCACUCCAUCCUAUCUAUCUUGUCUUUUAACAAAGAAACAAGGAAGUCACGAUCUUCGUUCAAUGAAUGUUCUGCAAUUUGUCGUCCCCAAAGUAAGAACUGAA